CUCGUUGCCCAUACCUUUCGACUUUCGUCCCUCCCCACCACUUUGCCCAUAAUUCACUACUCCCCCGCCUCUACCUCUUUUGUCCGUAUCCCCUCCCUUCUUCAUAUAUUUAACUAUUCAAAGGCAAAGGCAAGUAGCUAGGUCGUCGGAGGAGAAAUAAUAAUGAAGAUCCGGUGCGACGUGUGCGAGAAAGCCGAAGCCAGCGUCUUCUGCAGCGCCGACGAGGCUGCCCUCUGCUCCACCUGCGACCGCCGCGUUCACCACGCCAACAAGCUCGCCGGCAAACACCUCCGCUUCUCCCUCCACCACCAUUCCUCCAAAGACUCCCCCCCACUCUGCGAUAUCUGCCACGAGAGAAGGGCGUUCCUGUUCUGCCGGGAAGACAGGGCGAUACUCUGCCGUGAGUGCGACGUCCCGAUCCACGCCGCCAACGAGCUGACCGGCAAUCACAGCCGCUUUCUCUUGACCGGCGUCAAGCUCUCCGCUUUUUCGGCUCAACACGACCCCGCCGCCGGCAACGCGGCCAGCUGUGGUGCAAAAAGGAACAGGGCGUCCCCGCCGCCGCCGCCGGCUGUGCCACGUAAUAAUAAUGAAUUUUAUUAUUGUGGCAAUAAUAAUAAUUGGGAGGGAGGUUCUCCGGCGUCGUAUAGUAGCUGUAGCGGCGGCGACACAACUACGGGUUCCGCUAGCAGCAUAUCGGAGUACUUGGAAAACCUGCCGGGUUGGCGGGUCGACGACUUUCUCGACCCGCCCGCUUCUCCCCUCUGGACGACGCCGUAUAUGUGACAGAGGAUGUGACCUUGUUUUUUUUUUUACUGCGGAGAAGGUCAAACUAACUCAACGAUGUUUGGACGGUGGAGAUUUACUGUUUUCCGCUCUGUCUUGGAUUUUUUUUUUUUACUUACUGCCACGUGUGGCGUGGGAGUGAAGUAAUGGUUCCUUUUUCCAAGACCAGAGCCGUGGGAAGUGAGACGUAGUCGGGAGAAGAAAGGGUACUUGAACUGAUCAUUUCAAGGAAGCAAGUCCAUGAGAGAGGAAUUGCAGCAACUACAAAAUGUGUGCAUUGUAAAUAGUUCUUGAGGUUUUUUCUCUUCCUUUGUUUCAGAGAUCUACUGGCCAUUUGUAUUGUUCCUUUGUUUACUUUUUGCAGUCAAGUCCCUGUUUGGUGAACCGGGUUCGGUUUGCUUCUUUUUGUAACGGGUCGUCGUCUGAUGUUUAUCACCGUGUUUCUUGUUUCAAAAUUUGACUAUCUCGUUAAAUAGUUUACAC
Molecule: messenger RNA, 1269 nt
Organism: Linum tenue
Lineage: Eukaryota; Viridiplantae; Streptophyta; Magnoliopsida; Malpighiales; Linaceae
Source: the annotation of a GenBank genome assembly